UCUGGAAUCAAUGUGUGAAACCAAGUUAUUAUCUCUAAAGAAGGAAGUUUAUGAAAUAGAAUUAUGCCAGAGGGAGAUAAUGGGACUUACAAAGCAUGGCCUUGAGUACUCCAGUUUUGGAGAUGUUUUGGAAUAUAGAAGCCGCCUUGCAAAACAACUGGGAUAUCCAAAUGGGCAUUUCAGUCAAGAAAUAUUCACUCCGGAAUACAUGCCCACAUUUAUUCAACAGACAUUCCUUACUCUCCAGCAAAUAAUGAAUAAUGAAGACAGACCCUUUGAAUGUAAGAAAUGUGGAAAGGCCUUUAGUCAGAACUCACAAUUUAUUCAACAUCAGAGAAUUCAUAUUGGUGAAAAAUCUUAUGAAUGCAAAGAGUGUGGGAAAUUCUUUAGUUGUGGUUCACAUGUUACUCGGCAUCUGAAAAUUCAUACUGGCGAAAAACCCUUUGAAUGUAAGGAGUGUGGAAAGGCCUUCAGUUGUAGCUCAUACCUUUCUCAACAUCAGAGAAUCCAUACCGGUAAGAAACCCUAUGAAUGUAAGGAAUGUGGGAAGGCCUUUAGUUAUUGCUCAAAUCUUAUUGACCAUCAGCGAAUUCACACCGGUGAAAAGCCUUAUGCAUGUAAGGUAUGUGGGAAAGCCUUUACUAAAAGCUCACAACUUUUUCAGCAUGUGCGAAUUCAUACAGGUGAGAAACCCUAUGAAUGUAAGGAAUGUGGCAAAGCCUUUACCCAGAGCUCAAAGCUUGUUCAACAUCAGAGAAUUCAUACUGGUGAGAAACCCUAUGAGUGCAAGGAAUGUGGCAAAGCCUUUAGUAGUGGCUCAGCACUUACUAAUCAUCAGAGAAUUCACACUGGUGAGAAACCCUAUGAUUGUAAGGAAUGCGGAAAGGCUUUUACUCAGAGCUCACAGCUUCGUCAACAUCAGAGAAUUCACGCUGGUGAGAAACCCUUUGAAUGUCUUGAAUGUGGGAAGGCCUUUACUCAGAACUCACAACUUUUCCAGCAUCAGAGAAUUCAUACGGAUGAAAAGCCAUAUGAAUGUAAUGAAUGCGGAAAGGCCUUUAAUAAAUGCUCAAACCUUACUCGACAUCUGAGAAUUCACACUGGUGAAAAGCCCUAUAACUGUAAGGAAUGUGGGAAGGCAUUUAGUAGUGGCUCGGAUCUCAUUCGUCAUCAAGGAAUUCAUACUAAUGAAUAAUAAAAAUUAAAGCCCCUGUCACCUUCCUCAUUUUUUAAACCAAAAAUCAUGUCUGAUACUUACCCUCUUCCACAGUUUUUUUAAAACUUUGUAUUUAAAUUUUGUAUCCAAUGUAUUUCACUCCAGGUUAUAAAUUCGGAGUCUAAAUUGACAUUCCCUCUCUCCUCCAGUCACAUACCAAUGCCAGCUGUUCUGUAAUUCUUUGGUUCAUUGUUUUGUUCUACUUUCUUGGUGACACAUUAUACUCUUGUUUAUAUUUG
Molecule: messenger RNA, 1455 nt
Organism: Mandrillus leucophaeus (drill)
Lineage: Eukaryota; Metazoa; Chordata; Mammalia; Primates; Cercopithecidae
Product: zinc finger protein 383-like
Exons: 1
Coding region: 11-1195 (394 amino acids)
Source: RefSeq, a predicted model, not a curated record